GUGACAUUGAGGUGGAUAUUCAAGGUAUACAUUAAGUGUGUCUCUAUAUAUUGAGUGUGAAAUAAAAAUUGGGUGUGAUCUUAAGCAAUGGAGUUAAGAUUUUACAUUAUACUAUUUAUUGUGAUCUUAGCAUGGGGAUCCACCUACUUAAUGAAGUAUAUGUCGAUUGAUUUAGGAACUGACGACAUAGACGAUUGUGGUCGCGAGGGUACUAUCGAAGAAUUUCUAAGGAGUACUGCAACUGCAAAACCAACACCCAGAUUUUGCUACAACUAUGUAGACGACGACGGAUAUGUGAUUACACUGUGUAACGAGAAUAAAAAAGAAGCAGAAAAAAAGGACACAAAACCGUAUUCCAAUAAUACCUCUAAUAAUACCUCUGCAGACAAAAUCGAUGAUGAUGAUGAUGAUGAUAUUGAGGUAAGUGACGUCCUGAAUUCAACCAUGAAAGAAAAACUCAGAAGAUAUGAAGAAGAAAAGAUAUUUAAGGCUGCCAUGAAACAGCAUUACGACCAAAUUCGAGUCUACGUCAUAUCGUGGUAUGUGGUACUUACUUUCGCCGUUAUCUAUUUGGUUUCUGAACUUACCGUUUUCAUCGUGACGGUUAUUCUUACAGUCUAUGCUGUCUACGAAGCUUGGUUAGAGGAUAUGUUUAGACAUUAUUGAGAGUAUUGGUCGAGUAUAGUUACCAAUUCUCCCUAUCUAUUUUAUAUUUUUUAUACUGUUUCCUAUUUUUUGUGAAACUGAUAUGUUAGAUAAAAUGUAAUGUUUUUUUUAAUUAUUCUAUUUUUGUAACUAUAUAUCGCCGGUCCGGAAGAACAAUGAAGUAACUGCAAAUUUUGUCAAUUCCUAUUUAUUGCGUAAUAAACUUCUAAAAUACUGUGUACAGAUGAUACAAAAGCGACAGAACUGUAACUAUGUGCUGAGCCACUACAGGGUAGUUGCGUCGUUAUUGAAAUACGCACCAUUUUAGACCUUGUUUCAGAUGGAUAAUGACGCAACUGUAAAUAGCCAUCGCUGUAAGAAUAAACGGCAUACUAAAUAUUUAAAAAUAGUUUUUUUUGUACAGAAAAAUUUUAAGAUCAAGAAUGACUCAACUGUAGAUAGGGUUGAAAAUGGGGGGAUUAAAUUAAGGUAAUGAAAUUCAAACCAAUAAGGAAGAAACUAGAAGCCAUCGUUAUAAGAAUAAACGCCAUACCGAUGCUUCUGGACGGUUACUCUUUAUUUAAUCACAAUUUUAAUUAUUUAAAAAAUUUUAACUGAACAAUGACGCAACUGUAGAUAUGGUUGAAAAUGGGGGGAUUAAAUUAAGAUAAAUAAAUUGGAACCAAUAGUGAUAAAAGUAAAAGCCAUCAUUGUAAGAAUAAACGCCAUACCGAUUCUCCUGGACGAUUAGUCCUCAUUUAAUAUCUAUUUUAAAUAUUUAAAAAUUGUUUUUUGCUCUUCUGAGAAAUAUGAAUUUUUGCAGUUACGUCAUUCUCCUUCCGGACCGACGAUAUACUUUUAUAUUUUUAUACUUUUGUAUUUUUGUAAUAAAAAGUUUUGA
Messenger RNA from Diabrotica virgifera virgifera (western corn rootworm), 1546 nucleotides. RefSeq lists its product as uncharacterized. NCBI's taxonomy places the organism in Eukaryota, Metazoa, Arthropoda, Insecta, Coleoptera, Chrysomelidae. Bases 88 to 666 code for a protein of 192 amino acids. The record is from RefSeq and is a predicted model, not a curated record. The transcript is spliced from 9 exons.